AUGGCUAAAAGAAAGGAAACAACCAAUAAGGUCAAGGAGGACUUGAUCGGUACAAUCGAUAGCGAAUCUGAAUUAGAGGUUGCUGUCGAAGAGCUGGAGUCUGAAGACGAAUUGGAAGACAAGAAACAGGAGGAAACUGAAGCCAAAGAGGGCGAGACUGAUAUUGAUCCAUCGUUUCAAUUUUCCUUGGAUGGUUUCGAGACCUCAAAUACGAUGAAUGGAUGGGAGUUUCGUGUGACUGAAGAAGAGGCUCCAAAAAGAAAAGAGGUGAAUUUGGAUGACAUUUUGAGAAGAAAGGGAGGUUUGGCUGGAUUGGCAGAGGAAGAGAAGCAAGACCAGCAAGACGAAGAGGUUGAGCAAAAUGGUAACGAAGCCGAUGAGGAAGAGGAUGAACAAAACGAAGACGACGAUACUCCCCAGGAAAUUGCAGAUGAGGACGAUGACGAAUUAGCAAUGGAUGGAUUCGGUAUGGGAGCACCAGAAGAUGAAGAUGAAGAAGAAGAAAAUGGGGAAGACGAUGCCGAAAGCAAAGAAAAUGACGAUGUCAAUGAAGAAUACGACAUGGAAACCAACAUGGACUCAGGUGCUAGCGACUCAGAAAACGAUGAGGACUCUGCUGAGGCCAUCGCCAAGUUUUACGAGAAAGCAGACGAACCUGAACAAGCGCAUACAUCUUUCCAAACGCUUGACCUUUCGCGUCCAGUAUUGAAAGGCUUGGGCUCUUUGGGUUACACAAAGCCUUCUCCUAUCCAAUCAGCAUCUAUUCCCAUCGCCUUGUUGGGCAAGGACAUCGUGGCCGGUGCCGUGACCGGUUCUGGUAAGACGGCUGCGUACAUGAUUCCAGUGAUCGAGAGAUUAGUGUACAAGCCAUCCAAGGUGGCUUCUACCAGAGUUAUCGUGUUGACUCCAACUAGAGAGUUGGCCAUUCAGGUGUGCGAUGUGGGUAAGAAUAUUGGUCGUUAUGUUAACAACUUGACAUUUGGUUUGGCUGUCGGUGGUUUGAACUUGAGACAACAGGAACAACAAUUGCGUACGAGGCCAGAUAUUGUGGUGGCCACUCCUGGUAGAUUGAUCGACCACAUCCGUAACUCUGCGUCAUUUUCACUUGAUGCGUUGGAGAUUUUGAUCAUGGAUGAAGCUGAUAGAAUGUUGGACGAGGGUUUCCAGGCCGAACUUACCGAAAUUUUGCUGUUGAUUCCUAAGCACAAAAGACAAACCAUGUUGUUCUCUGCUACUAUGAACACCAAGAUUCAGGAUUUGAUUCAGUUGUCGUUGAACAAGCCAGUCAGAAUCAUGAUCGAUCCCCCCAAGGCUGCAGCAUCCAGGUUGGUGCAAGAGUUCGUCCGUAUUCGUAAAAAGGACACAAUGAAGCCAGCGUUGCUCUUUCACUUGCUUAAGACCGUUGACCCUGGUCAGCAGAGUCGAAUUGUUGUUUUCGUUUCCAGAAAAGAAACUGCUCAUCACUUGAGAAUCAUUUUAGGUUUGCUAGGCAUGAAGGUGGCCGAAUUGCAUGGAUCUUUGUCACAGGAGCAGCGUCUUAACAAUGUCAACGACUUCAAAAACUUGACAGUGCCUGUGUUGAUCUGUACAGAUUUGGCAGCCAGAGGAUUGGAUAUCCCUAAGAUCGAGAUGGUCAUCAACUACGAUAUGCCAAAAACUCAUGAAAUUUACUUGCAUAGAGUUGGAAGAACUGCCAGAGCUGGCAGAGAGGGUCGUUCCAUUACGUUAGUGGGAGAGGCUGCUGCUGACAGAAAUAUCGUCAAGGCAGCAUUGAAGUCAUUGGAGUCCAGUGAAUCUGGCCAGAAGGCUGUUCUGCGGAGCGUCGAUUGGCCCGCAGUGGAAAAUUUGCAUAAGCUCGUGAAAGAGAAGGAAGAAAUCGUCAAGGAGGUUUUGGACGAGGAGAAGCUGGCCAAGGAGAUGUUGGCAGCUGAAAUGGAAAUGGCUAAGGCUGACAACUUGAUGAAGCAUGGAAAGGAGAUUCAUUCCAGACCAAAGAGAACGUGGUUCGAGAGUGAAAAGGAAAAGAGAUUACACCAAUCUGCUGCUAUGCAGCAGCUUACUAAGGACAAGCUGAAACCAAACUCCAAGAAGAGAAAAGUGAUAGAGGCACAGAGAGAGGGAGGAAGAUCUUAUAAGAAGACGCAGGGAGACAGAGCAAAGACGCAGGGCAAGGCAAGGAAUGCCAAGUCCGGAAAGGCUAGUAAGAAGAGAAGAUAG
Molecule: messenger RNA, 2217 nt
Organism: Sungouiella intermedia
Lineage: Eukaryota; Fungi; Ascomycota; Pichiomycetes; Serinales; Metschnikowiaceae
Source: the annotation of a GenBank genome assembly